UGCUUAACUGUUAAAAAUAGCGGCAAAUGGCGUCAACAUUACUUGACAUGCGCCUCCUCUUUCGGACAGGCUAUGGAUGUCUCUCACAUACGCAACUAGGCCGAAGCGGCAUUGUUGAAACUCUCAGCACAAGCAGCACAUUCCGUAGUCAACACACACUUGCGGAGUCUGCCGAACGGAGAAGCAGCAAGGAUGUGGAGUCCGAAUCGGCCCCCAGCACCUCCUCCUCCGCACAGCCCGCUCCCCCCGUCAUGCGCUUCGUAAGCUCGGAAAAGCGGCAGCGCCCGGAGCCCCCCGCAACCCGCCUGCCCAUCUGCUUCCCAACCCUCAGUCUGCAGCUGCUUCGGAUGCCCGAUGAGCAGCUGGCGCAGCUGCGGGAGACGGGCUGGGUGCGGGAGGCGGCAUUCAAGACCACCCCGGAUGUCACAAAGUUGGAGAUCGCCGCCUUCCUGGAGUCCGUGUACGGCAUGUCGGUUGAGCGGGUUCACACCAUCAACUACCUGGGCCGGCGGCGGAUGACGUUGGGGCGCUUCGGGCACCGGCAGUGGUGGCGCGAGGACGACUGGAAGAAGGCGUACGUGGUGUUCCGGCCGCCGCCGGGGAUGGAGCACCUGGUGGAUGCGGAUGAGGGGAAGAAGGGGACAGCAGGAGAGGAAGAGGAGGAGGAGGAGGAGGAGAGGCCGGUGAUUGAGAGGAUUCGGGAGGCGGUGCGCGCGCCGAAGCCGAUGCCGAAGAAAUGGAAGUGGGAGAGGGAGCAGGGAGCAAAGUAAGGGUGUGGGUAUGGGUUAGGAGGGGUGAGGAAGGGUAGGGAAGAGACGUGUGGUGCAUGUUGGGAGGGAUUUGGUGUAUGCACGGGCUUUGCUUCGGGGAAUGUGCUUAGUAGGAUGUGUGGGUUUGGGAGGUUUGUUACUUAGUGGGUGCAUGGGGGUAAUGAGGCCAUGGUGGUGAUGCGGGCAAACGGGUUGAAGGGGACAUGGGGAAAAAUUAUAUAAGUGAAACAACGAAUCCCAAUCCCAUAUCCCGACUCAUGCAAGAAGGGGACAUGGGGAGGGCACGGUACACCCAGGGCAGCUGGCAGCUUUCAUGAAGUCCACGCAACGGACUGCCUGUGUCAAGCAGUUUGAGCGCAUGAGCAAAAGCGUCCAUUCGGCUUGUCGCUUUACCGUAUCUGGGGAGGCCGUCUUGUGACAGAUGUGACACUCGUGAAACGGGUGUGCAUGUUACCGCGGGGGCGGGAGGAUGG
Messenger RNA from Astrephomene gubernaculifera, 1243 nucleotides. Lineage: Eukaryota; Viridiplantae; Chlorophyta; Chlorophyceae; Chlamydomonadales; Astrephomenaceae. The record is from the annotation of a GenBank genome assembly.